CCUGGACGUCCAGGAUCGGGUAAGACCAACUCGCGCUUGAAACCAACUCCUGUACCCUUCUACGUGAUCUGCACCUUUAAACUAGCUCCAUCCCAAACCGGACUCCGGAGGCACCACCCACAUCCGUCUAACAUCACUUCCUUCAGAGUUUGGGGAAAAAAAAAAAAAAAUUCUGGGAACGCGAGGAGUUGGGUUGAGCCGCGCUUGGGGAGCGGUGCGGACCUUCUAGGACUCCGGCCCUGUGUCCGCUCAGCCCAGUGGCCCGGCGCGCCUACUACCAUGGAGCUGCAGCCUCGACUCGGGGCCACCUGUUUGCUGGGCUUCAGUUUCCUGCUGCUCGUCAUCUCUUCUGAUGGACAUAGUGGGCUUGGAAGGGGUUUCGGAGAUCAUAUUCAUUGGAGGACGCUAGAAGAUGGAAAGAAAGAAGCAGCUGCCAGUGGAUUGCCCCUGAUGGUGAUUAUUCAUAAAUCUUGGUGUGGAGCUUGCAAAGCUUUAAAGCCCAAAUUUGCAGAGUCUACAGAAAUUUCAGAACUUGCCCAUAAUUUUGUUAUGGUAAAUCUUGAGGAUGAAGAGGAACCCAAGGAUGACGAUUUCAGCCCUGAUGGGGGUUAUAUUCCACGAAUUCUUUUCCUGGAUCCCAAUGGCAAGGUGCAUCCUGAAAUCAUCAACGAGAGUGGAAAUCCCAGCUACAAGUAUUUCUACGUCAGUGCUGAGCAAGUUGUUCAGGGGAUGAAGGAAGCUCAGGAGCGGCUGACGGGUGGUGCCUUCAGAGACAAACAUCUUGAACAUGAGCUGUAAUGUGAAUGUAUCCCUUCCUUCAUCAAAGUUAGAGUUCUGGAAGGAAAACAGCAGGGGAGGGGAUAUCGAGGGAUCACCCAGGACAGUUUGAACCGACCAGGAAACCUUGCUCCUGUCUACCCCGGGAGGAGCACGCUCACUGUGGGAGAGCUCUGCUACCAAAAGCUGCUCUGCGUGUGUGUGGAUUUAGCCGACUGUGGCAGACUCUCUUCUCCUGCUCCCUCUCGCCUAAAUGUCACUUUGUCAUUGAAUGUAAAGAAUGAAAUCUUUUGUCACAAAACUUGAGCCACCUGGAGGUUUACUCCUCACCGUUGAGUAUCUGAGUCUUUUCCCACUUCCGCUCACUUUAUUCACCUUAGUGGUGAAAGGAGACCAGUGGCAUCUUUUCUACAAUGUUAAAAGUGCAGAAAUAGCUUAUCAAUUUUCUUUUUAACAAUAAAUCCUAAAUGUAAAUCAGUAAUUCUGCCCCCUAUGUAGGAGACCAGCCUUUUUUUUUUUUUUUCUCCUGGGAAUAAUUGUGGGCUUCUUCCCAAAUCCCUGCAACCUCCUUCCUUUUCUCUGCCUGGGCCUCCCUGUCUGCACGCACGUGUGUGCGGGAGCGGCGUGUGCGUGGACACAGCUCCAGCUGGAAGCAUGCUUUCCCUCCUCACCGUUGGAGAAAUCAAAUCUUCCAGCGCUAGGUGUAGCCAUUUUGUCAAGUCAGCAACUGUAUUUUUGUACUCAGGUUAAUAAAAGAGAUAAAAUAUUGUUCCAUUAAGCAUUAAUAAAACUUUAAAAGGAA
Otolemur garnettii (small-eared galago) is the source of this 1579-nucleotide messenger RNA. It is a transcript of the gene TXNDC12, whose product is annotated as thioredoxin domain containing 12. The record is from RefSeq and is a predicted model, not a curated record. Lineage: Eukaryota; Metazoa; Chordata; Mammalia; Primates; Galagidae. The coding region runs from base 280 to 798 and encodes 172 amino acids. The transcript is spliced from 7 exons. Gene Ontology annotation, cellular component: endoplasmic reticulum.